CCUUUGCGUAAUCGACCAAAAUAAAGAAAAUCGAAUGUCCUACUUAAGAAUGUUGUAAUUCUUCAGGCCUAAAUUAAUUUAUUAAAAUGUUUAAAAUAUCUAUCCGGCAAAGCUCACUGGUAAAACAUGAGCUGGAAUCAGGCAAUAUUUUUUUAAAAACCAAUAUAAAAAUAGUACCAUAUAUUUAUAGAGAACACCAUUUAAGGACUAAACACUUCUCCUCAGCAGUUUCUAGUUGUGUAAAUUUAGACAAGCCUUAUUCUGUAUUUAGUAUUCACAAUAAACUAAGACCAAACCAAAUCACUUUGCUCCAACAAAAAAGACACUUUUCCUUUCAGUCUUCUGUGCAGUCACUUGCUGCCAAUCAGGCAGGAAUAUUUAAAACCCUCUCUGAAAGUACCCCCGUUGAGUACUGUCAAGACUUUUUAGUUAAUUUUCAUGCCUACACAGGACUACCAUGGUGGGCUACUAUUAUUUUAUCAACUAUUCUUAUUAGGUCAGUUGUAACAGUACCCUUAGCAAUUUACCAGCAAAGUAUAGCAGCAAGACUUGAAAAUUUAAAGCUAGAAAUGCCAGAUAUUGCAAAUGAGCUUAAAAAAGAAAUUGGGAUUGCUGUAAGACUGUAUAAUUGGGACGAAAGGACUGCUCGAAUUAACUACAACAGAUCAAUUAGGAAACAAUGGAACCACUUAGUAGUGCGAGAUAAUUGUCAUCCUCUAAAAACUACCGUGUUGUUAUGGGUUCAACUUCCCUUAUGGCUAUGUUUAUCUAUUAGUUAUCGAAAUCUGGUAUAUAUGCUACCGCACAGAGACCUAAAUGCCCAACUUACGUUCGCCGAAUUAAUGGGUGGAGGUUUUGCUUUUAUACCAAAUCUAACCAUACCAGAUGCUUCUUGGAUAUUCCCAAUCGGCUUGGGACUUUUAAAUUUGGUAAUUAUUGAGCUGCAACUGCUAUCAAGAAAUCCUGAUAUCAAACCCAGCAGAGUCCAGAAAAUAUUUACCAAUGUUUUUCGGGUUUUGAGUGUUUGUCUUGUGCCUAUUGCUGCAUCAGUACCUUCGUGCUUAGUGUUAUAUUGGACAACAUCCAGUGCUUUUGGAAUGUGCCAAAAUCUAAUUUUAUUGUCUCCCAAAGUAAAAAGACUGUUUGGAAUACCUAAAACUGCAGUUGAAGUUAAAGAACCUUACAAAAUGAUUGUUACAAAUUUUAAAUCUAAGUUAAAGAUGUGAGAGUUUAUAUGGAAUAAAAUUCUUUAAUAUAGAA
Molecule: messenger RNA, 1260 nt
Organism: Anthonomus grandis grandis
Lineage: Eukaryota; Metazoa; Arthropoda; Insecta; Coleoptera; Curculionidae
Product: cytochrome c oxidase assembly protein COX18, mitochondrial
Exons: 5
Coding region: 87-1226 (379 amino acids)
Biological process (GO): protein insertion into mitochondrial inner membrane from matrix; mitochondrial respiratory chain complex IV assembly
Cellular component (GO): mitochondrial inner membrane
Molecular function (GO): membrane insertase activity
Source: RefSeq, a predicted model, not a curated record